AUGGCCCUGAAGAGGGCUGGCAAGCUUGUUAAAUUUGUGGAUUCUGUUGAACAAUCUGAAAGGUGCUGCAACCUGUUCUGUUUGUCAUUCGUUCACAUUUGGAUAAGUGAUGUCUUUCUUCACUGGAUCUGUGCUGAUAAAUUAAACUGUAUUUUGUUUGGAAUACCUGGCAUAAGUGAAUAUAUUCAGCAGCCUGUGCUAAAUGGAUUGAGAGACAAGGCAUCCUAUGUCAGACGGGCAGCGGUCCUGGGUUGUGCUAAAAUGAAGAAUUUUCAUGGAGACACAGAAGUUGAUGGGGCAAUGGUAAAUGAACUGUAUGCAAUGUUGCGAGACUCUGACCCCAUUGUCAUGGUGAACUGCUUGAGAGCAUUGGAAGAAAUCUUGAAACGUGAAGGAGGUGUGGUCAUCAACAAACCAAUAGCACAUCACCUUUUAAACAGAAUGAAAAACUUGGAUCAUUGGGGUCAGAGUGAAGUGCUGACAUUCCUAGUUCGCUAUCAGGCCAUAAAUGAAGAUGAAGUGUUUGCUAUUCUGAACGUGCUCGAUGGCUUUCUAAAGAGCAGCCAGCCCAAUGUUGUCACGGCAACCACCAAUCUUUUCCUCCUCCUUGCUGAAGACUUUCCCAAUGUACAGACAGAUGUUCAAGAAAGGAUCAAAGGGCCAUUGUUGACUAUUUACACCUCUGAGUGCCACGAGCUGUGUUUCCUCGGCCUGUGUCAUGCACGGGAGAUCCUCUGCAGCUUACCCGGGCACUUCAGUGGUCACUACAAGAAAUUCUACUGCACAUACUCCGAACCAAAUUACAUCAAAUAUCAGAAGGUGGAGAUGUUGCGGGAUCUGGUAAAUGAUGAGAAUGUCCUGCAGAUACUUGAAGAGUUUCAGAAGUACUGCACUAAUGUUUCUGUAGAACUGGCCCAGAUGGCCAUUUUAAAUAUAGGUGAAAAAAUUAGACUAUUUUGCAUGUUCACAUAUUUCAAGUUAGCUCUGCUAUCCUUCAGACCCAAUUAG
This is a messenger RNA of Hypanus sabinus (Atlantic stingray), 1008 nucleotides long. RefSeq names its product AP-4 complex subunit beta-1-like. Gene Ontology annotation, biological process: vesicle-mediated transport. The record is from RefSeq and is a predicted model, not a curated record. The transcript is spliced from 4 exons. NCBI's taxonomy places the organism in Eukaryota, Metazoa, Chordata, Chondrichthyes, Myliobatiformes, Dasyatidae. Bases 1 to 1008 code for a protein of 335 amino acids.